CUUCUGCAGGUGCUGUUCUUUGGAUUUGGGUGGCUGUUCUUCAUGCGUAAGCUCUUCAAGGAUUAUGAGGUGCGACAGUACGUGGUCCAGGUGAUCUUCUCUGUGACUUUUGCCUUCUCUUGUACCAUGUUUGAACUCAUCAUCUUUGAGAUUUUGGGGGUCCUGAACAGCAGCUCUCGAUAUUUUCACUGGAAGCUGAACCUGUGUGUCAUUUUGCUCAUCCUAGUCUUCAUGGUACCCUUCUACAUUGGUUACUUUGUUGUGAGCAAUAUCAGACUGUUGCACAGACAGAAACUGCUUUUUGCAUGUGUUCUGUGGUUGACGUUCAUGUAUUUCUUCUGGAAGUUGGGGGAUCCAUUUCCUAUCCUCAGCCCAAAACAUGGAAUCCUGUCUAUAGAACAGCUCAUCAGCCGUGUGGGGGUGAUUGGGGUGACACUCAUGGCUUUGCUGUCAGGAUUUGGGGCUGUCAACUGUCCAUACACUUACAUGUCCUACUUUCUCAGGAAUGUGACAGAUGCAGAUAUUCUGGCUUUGGAGCGACGACUCCUUCAGACUAUGGACAUGAUUGUCAGCAAGAAAAAAAGGAUAGCAGUGGCUCAUAGGACAAUGUUCCAGAGGGGAGAAGUGCAUAACAAACCCACUGGCUUCUGGGGAAUGAUAAAAAGUGUUACAACAUCUGUUGCAGGCAGUGAAAAUCUGUCUCUUAUCCAGCAAGAAGUGGAUGCCCUAGAAGAGCUGAGUCGGCAGCUUUUUCUGGAAACUGCUGACUUGCAUGCAACAAAGGAGAGAAUAGAGUACUCCAAAACUUUCCAGGGAAAAUACUUCAAUUUUUUGGGUUAUUUUUUCUCUAUCUAUUGUGUCUGGAAAAUCUUUAUGGCAACGAUCAAUAUUGUAUUUGACCGUGUGGGGAAAACUGAUCCAGUCACAAGAGGAAUAGAGAUCACUGUAAAUUAUCUGGGAAUCCAGUUUGAUGUGAAAUUCUGGUCUCAGCACAUCUCCUUUAUUCUUGUUGGAAUAAUCAUUGUUACCUCUAUCAGGGGAUUGUUAAUCACGCUUACAAAGUUCUUCUAUGCCAUUUCCAGCAGCAAGUCCUCCAAUGUUAUCGUUCUGCUUUUAGCACAGAUAAUGGGGAUGUACUUUGUGUCAUCAGUGCUCCUGAUCCGGAUGAGUAUGCCUCUGGAAUAUCGCACUAUUAUUACGGAAGUCCUGGGAGAGCUCCAGUUCAACUUCUAUCAUCGUUGGUUUGAUGUCAUAUUCCUAGUUAGCGCACUGUCCAGUAUCCUCUUUCUCUAUUUAGCACACAAACAAGCCCCAGAAAAGCAUAUGGCCCUCUGAGUAAGGACGGCAGUCAUGCGCCGCUCUCCGUCCUCUCAGCUGCACUGCUGCAACGCCUGUGGACUGCAACACUUGAAGAGAACCAGGACUAUUCUGUGUGUUCCAGCAGUGUCACUGGCUCUUUGACCUUCCACACGUAUUCGUCAGACCCUGUGGCUGAUUUUGUUAUUAAGGUGCCACAGCUCGAAGGAAAGGGGGAUGCACGUAUUG
Messenger RNA from Eurypyga helias (sunbittern), 1545 nucleotides. Its product is annotated as Golgi pH regulator. The record is from RefSeq and is a predicted model, not a curated record. Gene Ontology annotation, molecular function: voltage-gated monoatomic anion channel activity. Gene Ontology annotation, cellular component: Golgi cisterna membrane. NCBI's taxonomy places the organism in Eukaryota, Metazoa, Chordata, Aves, Eurypygiformes, Eurypygidae. The transcript has 13 exons. Bases 43 to 1335 code for a protein of 430 amino acids. Gene Ontology annotation, biological process: intracellular pH reduction.